AUGUUAAACACCACCUCAAUUCUUUCUAGACAGUAUACUCCUGAAAUUAGUAGAUCUCCAUCUGAAGCUAGCAGCACUUCAACUAGAAGCACUUUAGUCCUCUUCAACCAAACUAAUUCUGAAGUUGGUAGCACCUCAUUUGAAGUUAACAAUAUUCCUAACCAACAAACUUCUGAAACUACAGAUUCUAUUUCUUUUUCACAAACCUAUGAAUUUGAAUCAACUUCUGAUUUAUAUAAAGAACAGUCUCUAUACCAGACGAGUACAUUUCUAGAUACAAUAAAUCAACCAUUUACUUUUA
Molecule: messenger RNA, 301 nt
Organism: Racocetra persica
Lineage: Eukaryota; Fungi; Glomeromycota; Glomeromycetes; Diversisporales; Gigasporaceae
Source: the annotation of a GenBank genome assembly